AUGGAAGUCGGUCGUUCCAAAGCAGGCAUACAGCUUAGCCAACGUAAAUAUGCGUUGGACAUAUUAUCCGAGACUGGUCUCUUGGCAACCAAACCUUCUCUCGUGCCCAUGGAAUCGAAUUCUAAGCUCAGCAAGACUGAAGGUCCACUAUUUCAUGGACCUUCUCUAUAUCACAAGUUGGUUGGAAAGCUACUGUAUUUGACUAAUACACGACCCGAUUUAAGCUAUAGCAUGAAUCUCCUCAGCCAGUUUUUGGACACCCCUCGUGUUUUGCAUUAUGAUGCAUUAAUCAAAGUUCUUAAAUAUGUCGGGAAUGGCGUUUUUCUCCCGGCCAAUUCAACUUUGAACCUUGUUGCUUACUCUGACGCCAACUGGGAAAAUUGUCCAGACACUUGCCAAUCAACCACUGAAUUUUGUGUGUUCAUUGGAAAUUCUCUUGUCUCAUGGAAGUAA
Messenger RNA from Juglans microcarpa x Juglans regia, 453 nucleotides. RefSeq lists its product as uncharacterized. The transcript has a single exon. The record is from RefSeq and is a predicted model, not a curated record. The coding region runs from base 1 to 453 and encodes 150 amino acids. NCBI's taxonomy places the organism in Eukaryota, Viridiplantae, Streptophyta, Magnoliopsida, Fagales, Juglandaceae.